Messenger RNA from Chanos chanos (milkfish), 3723 nucleotides. Its product is annotated as KAT8 regulatory NSL complex subunit 1. Gene Ontology annotation, cellular component: NSL complex. Lineage: Eukaryota; Metazoa; Chordata; Actinopteri; Gonorynchiformes; Chanidae. Gene Ontology annotation, molecular function: histone acetyltransferase binding. The record is from RefSeq and is a predicted model, not a curated record. Bases 1 to 3723 code for a protein of 1240 amino acids. The transcript is spliced from 13 exons.
AUGAGCGCCAGUGCAGCCGGAGCUGGAAUCGAGAGAUGCGGGGCCGGGCGUCCGCAGAGUGCUAACCGCUGCUGCGGGGGAGGAGGCUGCGGUGAGCUUGUCAACGGUGACGGCAGCUCGGCCACUGCAGCCACUGCCACCAGCGCUACUCCAGCGCAGUGCUCAGAUACCGAGAGCAGCGUAGCCGAGGCCCAGGCGUUCAGCGAAUGGGACAGUGUCACCUGCAUCAAUGCGGAUCCGUCCCGUAACAAGGACAGUUUAUUUCUGAACGGUACUGCGGAUAUUACACGGGAGGGAGGCGACUGCGUGGAUUCGGGGAAAUAUCAGCGACUCGGUCGCUGUAGUGCCACUGGCAGACAAAACGCCGGACCGGGAGGAGAUAACAGCAUUAAUAUUGAUUACAGAGCCAAAGGCUUGCAGCACGGGGGCGAGCGUCUGUGUUUUAUGGGCGCAGCGACGCGGAGGAACGAGAGCCGAACGAGAGCGAGACUGCAACCGUCAGCCACUGGCACAGACCGGAGAGAACAAGGCACACAACCUGAAACCGAGGGAGCGUUCGUGACAGCCACCGCAAGGUGUGGUCACCAUAAGUCCGAUCCGAUUGUCAGCAAGCGCCGGGGAUGCAGUUUCACUCGUGCUUCGAAGAGGGUGUGUUUUGCUGGAAUAAACACGCUAGCGUACUGCGGCAACUCGGAUUCCGAGAGCCAAAUUAGCCCAGAUGGUGGGGCUCCUGUCAGAGGCACGGCAGGCAGUGGUAGCGUGUACAGCCAGCGCUACUCGGAGACUUACGAACCACGUUGUCAGGUGGACGCCCUCGAGGGCCGGCGCGCGUCCUCACGCAGUGUCCAGGGUGAGAGCGUAGCUGCAUCCAGCAAAUUCAGUUUAACAGCCGGUCAAGCUGGCGUGGCGGGUGGCAGCUAUGGCAUAAACGAUAUGAAAACCACGGAUGGACCGGCAUGCAGGACAGCCAAGGGACGCGUGAGACUGUAUCGAGUACGCUCUUAUUUAGCCAGUUCUUUAGAAUAUCAUACCGAUGUAAGCAGUCCCAGUGGAGGCGGCGACAUGAAUGGAAAUAAGAACGGUGAUCCUGACAUGAGUGUUCACACCGCUCUCACUUCAAAACAGGUGUUUCCCUCCAGUACCGAUUCAGAACGAGAUCUGGAGCAAAAACAGCUGCAGAAUCAGCAGCUAAAGCACCGCGGACGGCUAAAAAAGUCCCUCUCGCCCUCUUGCACGCGCACACACAGUUCUGCCCGCAAUAAAAUGACCCCAGCUGAUGGUGGGGUUCUGAAUGGGACAAAGUCCGCUUUGCAGAGUCUCAGUAGGAACAGUAGCUUUGCGAUGGCGUAUAAUAGUUCAGGUGAACGUGCUGAGGAGGUAGUAGGAGGUGCUGGUUUAGAGGGUCCUACAGCUGAGUUAAUGAAUGCGGUUCAAGACGAGGCCGGGCGCCGGCAGGUGGAACUGCAGGCCCGGAUGGAGCACCUGUGGAGACGCCUCCAGGCUGUACAGGUGAAACAGGUGGAGAGGCACGUGACGCAGCAGCUACGAGGUCUGUGGCACACCCUCGGAUGGAACUGUCCUAGAAGGCCCAGUGCACUUUCCCAAAGCUCAGCGGAGCUCAACAGGCUAGCACACAGCUGCAGCGAGGUCCUCCGCGCAGCAGAGGGCGCUCUGGACUCGGACCACACAGCCAGCAGCUCAGGGGGGAGCAGUGAGAGUGAGGGGGAGCAGGGAUCUGAGAGAAGAGGGCAUUCUGUGUCUGUGUCAUCCAAAACAAUUAGGAUGACCAGGGAGUGGCAGUGGGCGGUGGACAGGGCGUGGCUUGGUAGCAGAUGGGUGUGGUUACAUGCUCAAGUGUCGGACCUGGAGUAUCGGAUACGAGCCCUGACAGAACUCUACACUCACCUCAGACAGGGCAAGGUGAGAUCAUCCCCCUCAGGCCCUGGCUCCCCCCUGAGAGCACAGAGACAUGCCUCUGUAUCACAACCCCCCAGGUCAUCUCCUGUUGAUGACCCACUCAGGAAAAGGCAGACUGAGGAGCCCCCCCCUCUGCCACAAACCCAAACCAGCCCCUCCCUCUCCGCCGCACGGGUUCGACCCUUGCCACAGCUACGGCCUCAUAGGCUCAUUCGGCUCAAUGGGUCUGCUGCUCUUGGCUCAAAGUUUGAAAUUCAUCUGUUCCCCCAGAUGGUGGCGCUGCCGUGCUGGUGUGAGCCUCUGGCGGUGUGUGUGUUGUGCGGGGGUAAGCCGCCUCGCCCCCCCUCAGACAGAGAAGAGAGUGUCAGCGUGCGUCGGGCUGCGCUAGACGCUUGUGUUCACCCGGUUCUCUCUCUGCCCUCAGAGUCUCCUAUAGCUUUGCAUUCUGGAAUUCGCCCGCCGGUCGGGCUACGUUCCCAUAAUUCCAUGCGGUGUCCAAGUGUGUCGGCUCCUCCCCCUUGGCUGGGCCGACGGAGCCAGGCGUCUCAGAGAACAGGGCGGGUACGGAGGAGGCUGGUGUGUCCCCGCCCACCACACACACUUCCUCCACUUUUUAACACACCUGGUGGUUCCAACUGCAGAGGUCAGAGGGGUGUGGUUAGCCCAGGCUUUUUCUCUCAACGAAUCAUAGAUCUCCCCUCGCUGCAAGCCACGCCUCCAGCACCAGACACACCCACUCAGAGCCAGCCCUUGCGAAGGCGUCGUGGAGAGAGCUCUUUCGACAUUGAUAACUUGGUCAUGCCUCAGGGGCUGGCUGGACUGGGAGCACGAGUGCAAAGACUCCAGUACAAAGAAAUCAUCACGCCCAGCUGGAAAGAGCUGGAUUCUGUCUUUGAAGGUUCUGAUGACUCCGUGCCCCUACACUCACAGAGCCAACCCAAAAAGGACGGCUUGGAGGACACGGAGGAGGUGGAGGAUCUGUCUGACGCGGUGUUUGUCAGUCGGCACGCUGUGUGUGAGACUCGCGAGAGAAGUCGCUGGGGAAACUGGGCACGCCGCCGGAGACGGGGAAGAUCCUCCUCUUUCCAUGGGGACAGUAAGCUGAGCUCCAGAGUGCUGGACCAGGCCUGCUGCUCCCCUGAGCCCAGGCACAGGCAGCGGGCUGAGGGCGAGGUGUCCGCCAGCAGCCCCUCCUGCAUGGCCACGGAGGAUCAGUCUGAGGACGAACAACAGACGGUGUUGCCAUGGGAACGCCGGACGUUCCCAUUGAUGGACGCAGAGCUUCAGUGGCUGCAGGAGGAUGAGGAAGAGGAGGAGGAGGGAGACGAAGACCCCUGUGCGGCCAGCGGCCGUAGCCAGAGCACGGACUCGGGCAUCUCUGUGGGCAGUCUGGAGCUUUCCCCGAGGACCCCUCUGCAAUUCUCAGGCACCGAGUCAGUCAGCCCCAUGCUUACGUUAACCCCCAAACCAGCUGCCUCUACAACUCAGGAUAGACCUCCCCUCCCUACGGCCCUCCAGUCAACACCCACCCUCAGACGGCCCUCCAGUCAACACCCACCCUCAGACGGCCCUCCAGUCAACACCCGCCCUCAGACGGCCCUCCAGUCAACACCCGCCCUCAGACGGCCCUCCAGUCAACACCCGCCCUCAGACGGCCCUCCAGUCAACACCCGCCCUCAGACGGCCCUCCAGUCAACACCCGCCCUCAGACGGCCCUCCGGUCAACACCCGCCCUCAGACGGCCCUCCGGUCAACACCCGCCCUCAGACGGCCCUCCAGUCAACACCCAUACCCACUCAGAUUUAG